GUUUGCUGCACGAGCUGGCUGCUGGUAGCGUGGAGGUGAAAUUAGACACUGAGAGGAGGUCGCUGUAGUAGGGUUUUUUUUUUCCCCUCUCUAAAGUUAUUAAAAGUCCCAAAGAACCAAACAAGGGCUUGUCGCGUUUAUGGAAGCUAACUACACAGUCGGAGGAAACUGUUAAAUGAUAUGAAACUGUUAAAUAUCGCGGGAAAAAGCUUCUGACUCGGGCUCGCUGGCUUCUGCAUGGUCCCAGGCUAGCUAACAGUUAGCUGCUGCAGCUUCUCGGCUAGCGGGCUAGCGAGGUCCAGCCCAAAUUUUGUUUGCCUCGAGUGGAUGUGGUCACCCCCCGAGCUGUUCACGACUUUUCUCUUUGCAAGGAAAACAAGAACCAAGACUCCACACUGGCUUUGACACCGCGCGCUGUCAGGAAACCAGCAGGAUGUCCACCGAGGUUGAGUGUAGCCAGGUUGACUCGGGUUUGACAGCGAGCGGCUCCAGCGGGGUGCAGGACAAAAACCAAAACAAGUCAGAGGGGGCUCACCUGCACAAAGAACAAGAGGAGCCGGGGCAGAGGGGCACGGAGAAGCAGCAAGCGGACGACCACAAGCAAGAGUCGACCAAGAGCCAAGCGGACACGCAUAAGAAAAGCAAAGAAAACGAUAAAGAGAACGAACAGAGCGGCAACGCUGACUCGGCUGUCGAGGCGGCGAAGAAGAAAGUUGUAGAAGCCCCUCCGCCGAAAGUCAACCCGUGGACUAAAAGAACCACGGGCAGAGUGCCGGUCAACAACAUCAACUCCGGCUCCCAGGAGACAGAUCAACAAAACACCCUGAAAGUGGUCCGAGCCAGCAAGCCCAGAGUGAGAAAACCCAGCAAGUCCAGUGACUUCAGUGAUAUCACAAACUGGCCCACACCUGGAGAACUCGCUAAAGAGCAGCAGCAAACUGUCCUCGACAACAACGGGAAGAAGCCUUCCUCCCGCAGAGAAAGGGACAAGAGAAGAGAGCGACCGGACAGGAAAUCAGAGAGCAGCCAUGAUGGAGGGGAGAGCAAGGAGAACCAGGAAGCUCAUGUGGAUCCAAUGGAGGAACCGUGUAAAGAAGAAGAACCAAAACCAGGACAGGACUCAAAGAGCUCCAGCCUGAAGAAGAGAGGAGGUGAGGGUAACAAACGUAAGUGGGUUUCUCUGCCGCUGGAGGAAGUUUCCCGGGACGAUGCCGACAAGACAUCCGGCGGGUUCCCAGCCCAGCCGGACACUUCGCCCAUCAGCGACUCGUCCGACCCCAUGUCGCCCAAUCAAAGGGUUCAUGAUAACAGAGCGCAUUAUGACAGCCGGAGUUGGAGAGCCGAGCCGCGGGACCACGGAGACGACACCGGCAGCAUUCGGAGCGACGGAGGGACUGGGCGCGGAGGAAUACGAGGCAGGGGGAAAGGUCGCGGGCGUGGCAGAGGUCGCGGACGAGGUCGGUACGAAUACUCUCUGAACUACAGAGACGCUCGCUCAUCUGACGGCUCCGGUCAGGUGCCCACAGAGUUUGGUACCAACAUGGUUUACUACUACGACGACGGCAACAAGGUCCAAAUGUAUACAGUGGACGAAAAGCUUCUCAAAGAAUACAUCAAGCGGCAAAUUGAAUACUACUUCAGCAACCACAACCUGGAGCGGGAUUUCUUCCUGAGGAGAAAAAUGGACACGCAGGGCUUCCUCCCCAUUUCACUCAUUGCGAGCUUCCACAGAGUGCAGGCUCUUACCACUGACGUCAACCUCAUCAUGGAGGCUCUAAAAAGCAGCACUGAAGUGGAGCUGGUGGAUGAGAGGAUACGCUGUAAAACGGAGCCGGAGCGCUGGCCCAUCCCCACGCCACCCGUCGUGGGUUCUCCCCGCACCGACUUCUCCCAGCUCAUCAACUGCCCCGAGUUUGUUCCUCGACAGAACCUGAACGCCGUCAGUGCUGCUACGUUGCCCGUGAAGGAGCCUCUGAUUGGCCCGGCUGAUCCCAGCUCGUCCAAUCAGGACUCUCUCCCGGCCGCAGACGACUCUAAAGACGGCCCUGCAUCCGAGGCCAAGCCCGACCCCAACCCGGACGCCUGGAUCCAGGUGGAGAAACGCCACCGUCAGACCUCUGGAAAAUCAAAGGGGGAACCCAAGAUCCCUCCUGCUCCAAGCAGCCAGCCGCCUCCCCAGGCCGAACCGGACCAGGAGGAGCUGGACUUCAUGUUCGACGAGGAGAUGGAGCAGAUGGCGCCCAGGAAGAACAAAUUCACCGACUGGUCGGACGAGGACGACUCGGACUACGAGCUUGACGACCAAGACGUCAACAAGAUCCUCAUCGUCACCCAGACCCCGCCGUACCUCCGCAAACACCCCGGCGGCGACCGCACAGGAAACCACGAGUCCCGGGCCAAGAUCACAGCCGAUCUGGCCAAGGCCAUCAACGACGGGCUGUACUACUACGAACAGGACCUGUGGAAGGGAGAGGAGCAGAUCGAGUGCAGCAAGCAGGAUGUGGAGAACUUCAAGAAGUUAAACGUCAUCAGUAAAGACGAGUUUGACACCCUCACUCCCAAAGUUCCCAUCGACCCGAACCAGGAAGUCCCUCCUCCUCCCAUGACAGUGGAGACCGGAUCGGAUCUGGCUCGCUCUCUCCCUACAACGGUCCCAGAAUCCCCCAGCACUUCUCAACCCCGGACCCCCAGAACGCCUCGCACGCCUGGACGCCAGGAUCCCAACAAAACCCCACGAUUCUACCCCGUUAUGAAGGAGAGCGGCGCCAUUGAUGGACAGAUGCCAAGAAAGAAGAAGACCCGCCACAGCUCAAACCCCCCGCAGGAGGCCCACAUCGGUUGGGUGAUGGACUCCCGUGAGCACCGGCCGCGCUCUGCAUCCAUCAGCAGCUCCAACGCUUCUCCAUCAGAAGGCGCUCCGCUGUCGGGAAGCUACGGCUGCACUCCCCAGUCUCUGCCCAAGUUCUGGCAUCCAUCCCACGAGCUGCUGAGAGACAACGGCUUCACCCAGCAGGGAUACCACAAGUACCGCCGAAGGUGCCUUAACGAGAGGAAACGGUUGGGGGUCGGCCAGUCUCAGGAGAUGAACACUCUGUUCAGGUUUUGGUCCUUCUUUCUCAGGGACAACUUCAACAGAAAGAUGUACGAGGAGUUCAAACAGUUUGCACUUGAAGAUGCCAAAGAAAAUUACAGGUAUGGAUUGGAAUGCCUCUUCAGAUACUACAGCUACGGUUUGGAGAAGAGAUUCAGGUUAGAUCUCUUCAAAGACUUCCAAGAGGAGACCUUGAAAGACUUUGAGAAAGGUCAGCUGUACGGACUGGAGAAGUUCUGGGCCUUCCUGAAGUAUUCCAGGAUAAAGAACCAGCCCAUUGACCCGAAGCUGCAGGAGCACCUCUCAAAGUUCCGGAACCUGGAGGACUUCAGGGUGGUGCCUCCGAUGGGAGAAGAGGGCGGCAGGAGGAGAUAUCCGUCAUCCUCGGCCGGGGAUGAAGGAAGGCGUCGGAGACACCCUUCCAACUCUACCUCAAAACCCGCGCAGGCCUCCAAAUCCUCCAACGUGCCCCCCCAGUCAACCGCCGCCUCGUCCUCCGCCUCCACACAGAGCUCAGCCAAAGACAGCACCCAGAAAUCGACGGCGCCGUCCAACCACGGCAAAAAGCCCGACAGCAGAGCGGCGAAGAAAGACGGAGUUUCCCCCAACAAAUGAAGCUCCUGGCCAGCGGAGAGAAGCGGCAGCCGCUCUCAGGUCACAGCGAACCGCAUGGACGUGAAGCGAACGAGCGAGCUCGACUUUAAUUUGAUUGUUUUUAUCGGCGCAUUUCAGUUUUUAAAAGGAAGCAAACGUAGGCAGUAAGCUUGAAUUUGUUUGCCCGGCGACAGCUCAUAACGUUUACAAAACAAACAAAAAAAAAAUGCAUUCCCCGCAUUUUGCCUUUUUUCUCUCUUUCUCUCAGAUGCCAAACUCCUUCGAGUGCAUUGAUCGCUGUAAACUGCUCGGAUCUUUUAAAGCAGUGGUUCCCAACCACCGGGCUGCGGACCGGUACAGGUCCGCGCAAGAAAUAAUGAACUACUUCCGGAUCUUUUAUUUUGAAAAUCCUGAACCGGAUUUUACCGGUUACAUCUUGC
This is a messenger RNA of Xiphophorus maculatus (southern platyfish), 4125 nucleotides long. RefSeq names its product la-related protein 1B-like (gene larp1b). Gene Ontology annotation, cellular component: cytoplasmic stress granule; cytosol. Bases 434 to 3706 code for a protein of 1090 amino acids. NCBI's taxonomy places the organism in Eukaryota, Metazoa, Chordata, Actinopteri, Cyprinodontiformes, Poeciliidae. Gene Ontology annotation, biological process: mRNA stabilization; positive regulation of translation. Gene Ontology annotation, molecular function: RNA cap binding. The record is from RefSeq and is a predicted model, not a curated record. The transcript has 19 exons.